Molecule: messenger RNA, 1863 nt
Organism: Balaenoptera musculus (blue whale)
Lineage: Eukaryota; Metazoa; Chordata; Mammalia; Artiodactyla; Balaenopteridae
Gene: NPFFR1
Product: neuropeptide FF receptor 1
Biological process (GO): G protein-coupled receptor signaling pathway
Cellular component (GO): membrane
Molecular function (GO): neuropeptide receptor activity; peptide binding
Source: RefSeq, a predicted model, not a curated record
GCGGGCGGAGUGGGCAGCAUGGAGGGGGAGCCCUCCCAGCCUUCCAACAGCAGCCGGCCCCCGUGCCAGAAUGGGAGUGAUGCCGAGGCCAACCCCGCUGCAAACCUCACCUUCUGCUCCUACUACCAGCACUCCUCCCUGGUGGCUGCCAUGUUCAUUGUGGCCUACGUGCUCAUCUUCCUCCUCUGCAUGGUGGGCAACACCCUGGUUUGCUUCAUUGUGCUCAAGAACCGGCACAUGCGCACCGUCACCAACAUGUUUAUCCUCAACCUGGCCGUCAGCGACCUGCUGGUGGGCAUUUUCUGCAUGCCCACCACCCUUGUGGACAACCUCAUCACUGGGUGGCCCUUCGACAACGCCACAUGCAAGAUGAGCGGCUUGGUGCAGGGCAUGUCCGUGUCAGCUUCUGUUUUCACACUGGUGGCCAUUGCCGUGGAAAGGUUCCGCUGCAUCGUGCACCCUUUCCGCGAGAAGCUGACCCUGCGGAAGGCGCUGGCCACCAUCGCGGUCAUCUGGACCCUGGCCCUGCUCAUCAUGUGCCCCUCGGCCGUCACGCUGACCGUUACGCGCGAGGAGCACCACUUCAUGGUGGACGCCCGCAACCGCUCCUACCCGCUCUACUCGUGCUGGGAGGCCUGGCCCGAGAAGGGCAUGCGCAGGGUCUACACGGCCGUGCUGUUCUCGCACAUCUACCUGGCGCCGCUGGCGCUGAUCGUGGGCAUGUACGCGCGCAUCGCCCGCAAGCUGUGCAAGGCCCCGGGGCCCGCGCGCGCCGGCGAAGAGGCGGCCGGGGAGGGCGGCCGUGGCGCCCGGCGCAGGGCCCGGGUGGUGCACAUGCUGGUCAUGGUGGCGCUGUUCUUCACGCUGUCCUGGCUGCCCCUCUGGGCCCUGCUGCUGCUCAUCGACUACGGGCAGCUGAGCGAGCCGCAGCUGCACCUGGUCACCGUCUACGCCUUCCCCUUAGCCCACUGGCUGGCCUUCUUCAACAGCAGCGCCAACCCCAUCAUCUACGGCUACUUCAACGAGAACUUCCGCCGCGGCUUCCAGGCCGCCUUCCGCGCCCAGCUCUGCCCGCCGCCGUGGGGGAGCCACCGGGAGCGUCCCAGCGGGCUCCUGCGCACGCGGGUCUUCGUGGAGGUGCAGCCCAGCGACUCGGGACUAGCCUCCGAGUCGGGCCCGAGCAGCAGGGCCCCCAGGCCCGGCCGCCUCCCGCUGCACAAUGGCCGCGUGGCCCCCCCUGGCUUGGCCGCCGAGGGUCCCGGCUUUUCCCAUAUGCCCCUCACCAUACCAGCCUGGGACGUUUGAGUGCGACAUGGAGAGCAGGCCCCUGAACCCGAGGGCCCCGGCUGGACACGUGACACCCAGGCAUGCUAGCGGCCUGGUGUGGUGUUAGGAGAGGGUGCCAUGUGCCUCCCUCUCAAAUACAAGGCAGUGAGCAGUUAGUUGCUAGUGGAAUCUUCUCUGCCACCUCCCCCUCAGACAGAGGCAAAGGCGGGUAAGGGAAGAGGAGCCUUGUUCCCCCAAAACCCUUCUGUGUGGUAGAAGCCGCCGGCAUCAUCCCACUGAAUUCUCAAAACGCUUUCGGAACAGGGGUUUUUCAUCCCCAUUCUAAAGAUGUGAAACUGAGGCUAGAAGAGAUGAGGCUAGCCCAGUCUCAGCUGGAAACCCUACAGGAGUCUGUGUGACUCCAGUGCCUGAUGGUUUUGACCAUCUCCAGCUGUCUCCAGAAGGACCCCCGUAAGGCGAACACAGUGAAAAGUGUAAAUCCUAAUUAGGCAGCUGGGAAGAAGCGAAAAGCAAGGCUGGCCUGGCCAUCGGAUGCUUGGUGUCCACGUCCUGGUGUCCUGUAUGUAUGAUUGAAGC